Messenger RNA from Cucurbita pepo subsp. pepo (vegetable marrow), 2384 nucleotides. RefSeq names its product protein phosphatase 2C 53. Gene Ontology annotation, molecular function: cation binding; protein serine/threonine phosphatase activity. Lineage: Eukaryota; Viridiplantae; Streptophyta; Magnoliopsida; Cucurbitales; Cucurbitaceae. Gene Ontology annotation, biological process: protein dephosphorylation. The record is from RefSeq and is a predicted model, not a curated record.
AACCCUUUUCCUCUUCGUUCUUCAGAUUCUCUGGGUUUUCUUCGUUUAAUUUCAUCUUCUUCGUUUGAGUAUCAUAACCAUUUGAAAGAGAUAGCCUGAGAGGGAUAGUUAGAUAGCGAAAGGAAGCUAAAUUUCAUACGAGAGAUAACAAAUUUGGGGCUCUCUCUUUACCUUUCCAGGUUCUUUAUGUUCAUUUAAAGUUCAUCAUAGUUCAUCUUCAAAUUUCUCAAAUUUCAUGGUUUGAUCCACUGAAGUUGACCAGAUCUGAAUCUUUCAUGUUUAAAUUCUUUUGGGUCUUGUCAAGUUUCUCACGGAUGGGAAAUGGUUUGUUCAAACCCAUCAUUUAUAUUCCAAGAUCAUUCUUAAUGACAAAAAAAAGCGGUGGAUUAGUUGAAAUAUGAGGGGUUUUGUGAGUUUAAAGGGGUUUUUGGGUCGCUUUUAUGUUUGUUUAGGUACAGAAUUUGAUGGAGGAGAUGUCCUCAGCGGUUGUGGUGCCAUUUAGGGUAGGUAAUUCAGUCUGUGAUAACCCCAACAUGGCAGCUACCCCCAUGGAUAUCACAAGACUUAAGCUCAUGGCAGAUACUGCCGGUUUGUUAUCCGACUCUGUGACGAAGGCUUCGGAUGAUUCGAUUGAAGUAGUUUCUGAUGAUUGUAAGAGUUCUAAUGGGGAGGAAGAGAUUGGUAUUGCUGCUGUUUCGGUUACGAAUGAUGAUAAGUGCGAAAGCGUUCCGUUGUCGGUUGUGUUAUCUCAAAGUAGUAGCAAUUGGGUUGCGGCGGAUGAGACGAUAUCGGUUGGAUGUGAAGAAGAUGAUUGUUUAUCUUUAGAGGGUGAACAGAUUUAUGAUAGUUCUUGUUCACAUUCAGUGGUUAGUGAAACUAGCAGCAUUUGUGGUGAUGAUUUUUUAGGUUCUGAGGUGUCGUUUUUCGAAGCGUUUGAUUCGAUUACCAAUGCGAAGGACGUUAGUUGUGUCGAGAUUGCAGCGAAAGGUAAUAUUGCGAGUUCUUCUUCUGCAGUUGUUAGCCUUGAAGAUGAUGUUGGAGCAUGUAAUAACGUGGUUCUUCAGCUGCCUAUUGAGGAAAGGGCGAGCGAACCGGUUAGUCGAAGCGUUUUCGAGGUAGAUUGUGUACCCCUUUGGGGAUUUACGUCGGUAUGUGGAAGAAGACCCGAGAUGGAAGAUGCUGUAGCAACGGUACCUAAGUUUUCAGAACUUCCUGUUCAAAUGCUUGUUGGUGACCGAGUUUUCGAUGGCUCGAGCAAGGCUAUAGCUCAUCAAACCGUUCAUUUUUUCGGGGUUUACGAUGGUCAUGGUGGUUCUCAGGUCGCUAAUUAUUGUCGUGAACGUAUGCAUUUGGCUUUAUCUGAGGAGAUAGAACUUGCUAAGCAAGAUAUAGCUGCUGGUAAUAUAAAGGAUGAUUGUCAUGAGCUAUGGAGAAAGGCAUUCACCAAAUGCUUUGUAAAAGUUGAUGCUGAAAUUGGAGGGGGACCUGGUGUUGAGCCUGUUGCACCAGAAACUGUUGGCUCCACUGCUGUUGUUGCCAUUAUCUGUGCAUCUCAUAUCAUUGUUGCAAAUUGUGGCGACUCGAGAGCUGUUCUUUGUCGUCGGAAGGAGCCGAUGGCAUUGUCCGUGGAUCACAAACCGAACAGAGAAGAUGAAUAUGAACGGAUUGAAGCUGCAGGUGGGAAGGUCAUACAGUGGAACGGGCACCGUGUUUUUGGUGUUCUAGCGAUGUCGAGAUCGAUCGGUGAUAGAUACUUGAAACCAUGGAUCAUCCCGGAGCCAGAAGUGAUGUUCAUCCCUCGAGCGAAAGACGACGAAUGUCUCGUUCUAGCCAGCGAUGGUUUAUGGGACGUGAUGUCAAACGAAGAGGUAUGCGACCUGGCUCGAAGACGAAUCCUUCUUUGGCACAAGAAGAACGGUGUCAGUUUACCUUCUGAGAGAGGGGUGGGGAUUGAUCCUGCAGCCCAAGCAGCUGCGGAAUACCUCUCGAAACGAGCUCUUCAAAAGGGCAGCAAAGACAACAUCACGAUCGUCGUGAUCGAUUUGAAAGCUCAUUGGAAGUUCAAGACGAAAUCAUAACGAAAUCAUUCUUCCUUUUUUAGUUGUACUUGUACCAUAUUCUUGUUAUGAUUUACGAGACAAAGAACACGAUGAUAUUAAUGUUCGCCCGACUAUUUUUCUUCGGGGCAUUAUGAUAUUAAUGAUAUGAAUGUUAAGGAAGUAUGCAGCAUUCCAGAUUCUCCAUGGCGCUUGGAGCAUUUGUUAUAUAAGCUCCGAGUUCUAACGAGUUUUGGCAAUGUAAAUGGCUGCAGCAGCAAUGUAAUAGAAUAGGUGAAGCAAACUGGGAGACUCUUCCACGUUUAUGCACUAUUUUCUUUGUAUCAA